This is a messenger RNA of Urocitellus parryii (Arctic ground squirrel), 1042 nucleotides long. It is a transcript of the gene Igfbp1, whose product is annotated as insulin like growth factor binding protein 1. Gene Ontology annotation, molecular function: insulin-like growth factor II binding; insulin-like growth factor I binding. NCBI's taxonomy places the organism in Eukaryota, Metazoa, Chordata, Mammalia, Rodentia, Sciuridae. Gene Ontology annotation, biological process: regulation of insulin-like growth factor receptor signaling pathway. The record is from RefSeq and is a predicted model, not a curated record. Gene Ontology annotation, cellular component: extracellular region.
UGGACACCUAUCAAGCCACUGCCAGCUGCCCAGAGAGCAUUGACCACCGUGCCACUGCCACCUGCCCAGAGAGCAUCGUUCACUGCCUGCUACCCUCACUUUGCUAUGCCUGAGGUCCCAGCUGCCGGCCUCUGGCCGUUCCUGCUCCUGCUGGCUGUCCAGGUCAGCACGGUUGCCAGCUCGACCCAACCCUGGCACUGUGCGCCCUGCUCCGCAGAGAGGCUCGCGCUCUGCCCACCAGUGCCCUCCUCAUGCCGGGAACUCUCCCGGCCUGCUGGCUGCGGCUGCUGCCCUAUGUGUGCCCUGCCUUUAGGCGCUGCCUGCGGCGUGGCCACUGCACGCUGUGCCAGGGGACUCAGCUGCCGUGCACUGCCGGGAGAACCUCGGCCCCUGCACGCUCUCACCCGGGGUCAGGGCGCCUGCGUGCCUGAGCCUGCCACCCCCACCGCUAGUGGACUCUCCAGCAUUGAAAAAGAAGAAGCGAAGGCCUCCAUGGUCCCCGAGAGAGUGCCUCCUGAGAGUGCAGAGAUGACUGAAGAGCAGCUAUUAGAGAGUUUCCACYUAAUGGCCUCCUCCAGCGAGGACCAGCCCAUUCUUUGGAAUGCCAUCAGUACCUACAAAAGCAUGAGGGCCCGUGAGAUGGCCGACAUAAAAAAAUGGAAGCAGCCUUGCCGACGAGAACUUUACAAAGUGCUGGAGAGAUUAGCUAAGGCACAACAGAAAGCAGGAGAAGAAAUUUACAAAUUUUAUCUGCCAAACUGCAACAAGAAUGGAUUUUAUCACAGCAAACAGUGUGAGACAUCGCUGGAUGGAGAGGCAGGACUGUGCUGUUCUUCAAAAGCUCAUGCUUCUGUUUAUAAAGARCAUAGAGGGCUACUAUCUAGAAGAUGCAGAAGCAAAUAGGAGGCAGUGGUCUUCCAAGUGGUUUAAAGGACAGUCAACCUGUAUUUAAGAAUGAUUKACUUGGCACAUCCCACGGAUCCAUGUCUGAUGUAAAUUUUCAUGGAAAGUUGAAAAGUUAAAAUGUUGAGUAUGUAAUCAA